ACGAUCAUCGACCUUUGCACUUUGGCCGGGUCGGCAAGACGGCAGCACAAAUUCGUGUUCGGGCGCUUGUCAACUUUGGGACGCUUCCUAACAGCAAACGACUCUUUUCCUCAGUCUUCCAACAGAUUGGGUGUACGACGGAAGGCAUGGAGCGCAUGCAGACGAUAUUCGGGCACAUUUCAGUGCCAAACAGGGCCCAAAACCAAUCGUUUUCCAGCCUGGCCCAGAAUGAGGUGAAAGGUCGAUUUGCAGAGAGUGAAGACGACGUUGUGAUCGUCUCUGCACUGAGAACUCCGAUCGGCAAAGCGGCCAGAGGAUCUUUUAAGGACACAACCCCAGAUGACCUUCUAGUGUCAGUGCUGAAGGCUACGCUGGAGAGGACCAAUGUGAACCCUUCUGAAAUUGGGGACAUCUGUGUGGGUAAUGUUCUCCAGCCAGGUGCAGGGCCAGCGGUCUUCAGAAUUGCCCAGUUUGCAGCAGGCAUCCCAGAGACUGUCCCUCUGAGCGCCUGUAACAGACAGUGUUCCUCAGGACUGCAGGCUGUUAUGCAUGUGGCCAACAGUAUCAAGGCAGGAGUCUGUGACAUGGCUAUUGGUGCAGGUGUGGAGUCCAUGAGUAAGCGUAAGCAGGGUGGGGAACCAGGUGACCUGAACCCUGACAACUUCAAGUUCGAGAAGGCCAGAGACUGCAUUAUUCCCAUGGGGAUCACCUCUGAGAAUGUAGCUGAGAGGUUUGGAGUGACUCGUGAGACACAGGACAUGUUUGCAGCCAUCUCUCAGCAGAGAGCCUGUGCUGCCACAGAGAAGGGUUUGUUCCAGGACGAGAUUGUUCCUGUCAAGACCAAGGUAGUACAAGGAUGACAGGAGAGGGAAAUCACCGUGACCAAAGAUGAUGGUGUCCGCCCAGGGACAACCAAAGAAAAACUGGCCAGACUUCCAGCAGCUUUCAAAAAGGGAGGCAGUACAACUGCAGGUAACUCCAGCCAGGUGAGUGAUGGUGCAGCUGCCGUCCUGGUGGCCAGGCGGUCCAAGGCCCGUCAGCUUGGCCUGCCGGUGUUCGGUGUGAUUCGCAGCUACGCUGUGGUUGGUGUGCCUCCAGAUGUCAUGGGCAUCGGACCUGCCUAUGCUAUACCAGAAGCACUGAAGAAAGCAGGCCUGUCUGUUGAUGACAUUGAUGUCUUUGAAGUGAAUGAAGCUUUUGCAAGCCAGGCGGUGUACUCCGUAGACAAGCUGGGGAUCCCCUGGGAGAAGGUGAACCCUAACGGUGGGGCCAUCGCCCUGGGGCACCCCCUGGGGUGUACCGGCAGCAGGCAGAUCGCCACACUGCUCAAUGAGCUCAAGAGGAGGGGCAAGAGGGCUUACGGAGUUGUGUCCAUGUGUAUUGGAACAGGCAUGGGGGCAGCAGCAGUCAUUGAGUACCCUGGGCCUCAGGCCUGAAGGAGCCAUGUUAUUCUUCCCAGUCUUUAGGUGAAAUUAUGGCUCUUUACAAGCCAACAAUUAAACACUCUUAUUAUAGGUCUGUCAGAUUCUGAAUCUUUUACAAACCUACAAUUAGAAUAAUAAUAAACACUCUUAUUAUGGUCUCUAUCAGAUUCUGGAUCUUUACAAACCAACAAUUAAACAGUCACUCUUAUUAUAGGACUCUAAUAUUCAACAGUUAUGAAAAAUAAGUACAGCAAUUUUUAAAGCAAUCUUUUAAUGAAAGAAAAUUUCAUGCAAGUUCACCUUUUUCGUUGGGUUAACCUAUAUCUUAUUUGCUUUAAAAAACAGGUUAUUUAGGAUUAUCAAGUCUAUGGAUGGCGGUUUCAAAAGUACAAUGUUUCAAAAUAAAAAUGUAUUACAGCUUGAAGACACCGUCUGUUGACUUGAUCUCUAAAUACCAUAUUUUUGAAAUCAACAGACAAUGUAGGUUACCUCGUGGAUAGAGGUCAACCAGUGUUACAAUGAGAACUACUGUUACUGUUGAUGUGUUGUAAGCGGAUAGUAGAGAGAAAGACACACGUCAGUAACAGUUUUAACAUGUGAAUGAUAAACUAUCUGUAACAGACCGUUUAUGAUGGACAGUCUAUAAAGAUUUAAGACAACUUGACAUGAUGUCUGACAUCCUUUGCAUACACCAGCUGAUGUGUAGGAAAAUGAUGUGUUGAAGCACAGUGUCCUUGAGAUAAAAGAAAUGUACAAUCUUCAUGGUACAAAGUGAUUACAAUAUUCUCAAGGAAUUAAUUUUUUUACACAAAGGGUACUGAUAUUUAAUAAGUGUGCUAUUUGCAAUACAAUAUAAUAUCAAUUUCUAUACUAGGAGAAGGCACAAUCAUGUAAUUGUUAAUACCUAAAAUAAAUGAUAUGGUGUAACUAUACAAUGAGAAUAAAUGUGUAU
Molecule: messenger RNA, 2376 nt
Organism: Branchiostoma floridae (Florida lancelet)
Lineage: Eukaryota; Metazoa; Chordata; Leptocardii; Amphioxiformes; Branchiostomatidae
Product: 3-ketoacyl-CoA thiolase B, peroxisomal-like
Biological process (GO): phenylacetate catabolic process; fatty acid beta-oxidation
Cellular component (GO): peroxisome
Molecular function (GO): acetyl-CoA C-acyltransferase activity
Source: RefSeq, a predicted model, not a curated record